AUGAGGCACGCGUCCACGAAUUGCAAGGGCAUCGAUAUCUCGCACUGGCAGGGCACCGUCGACUUUGACGCCCUCAGGGCCAACGGAGUCUCGUUCGUGUACAUCAAAGCUACCGAAGGCACUACCUCCAUUGACCCAAAGUUCAACUCGCAUUACACGGGCGCGACGCGCGCAGGCCUCGUCCGCGGCGCAUAUCACUUCGCCCGCCCGGACAAGUCGUCGGGCGCGAUGCAGGCGAGGCACUUCCUCGCGCAUGGUGGAGGUUGGACGAGCGAUGGGAUGACCUUCCUGGUGCGCUCGACGUCGAAUAGUCAACGUCCUUGCUCCUGUUGGACAUUCGAAGAUGCUCCCAAAGGAGACAGGAACUACGGGUUGAAUGCGUCGGCGAUGGUCUCGUGGAUCAAGGACUUUUCAGACACCUACCAGUCUGCCGUGGGCGUCUAUCCAGGUGAACACCGAGAACUCUGCGCUGGAAUUGGGCGACUGACCUUCGACCCAGUGAUCUACACCACCACCGACUGGUGGAAGACCUGCACCGGAAACAACGCAUCCUUCGCGUCUACCAACCCGCUCUGGAUCGCUCGCUACUCUUCAAGCAUUGGCAUGGUUCCUGCGGGCUGGUCAGAUGUGACGAUCUGGCAGUACGCAGAUUCGGGGGAGAACGUGGGGUGCCAGGACGAAUACAACGGGUCUGAGCGGGGGCUGAAGAAAUGUCGGUGCUUCAGUUUUGCUGGCAACGCUUCCUGUGCUGAUGAACCUCCCCCGCCCCCCGUAACCGCUAUGGCUACGUCCCUUUUCUGGCCGGGGAAAUACUACUGCUACCCAAUUGGCAACACCUCCGCAGUCGACUUGACAAGAGACAUCUCACCCGAGGGCGACGCUUCAAUCCUGCUUCUACCGUGUGGCGAUCCUCGCAAUAUCCUGUUCAGCAUAUGCUCUCAGGACUCAGCCUUUCCCCGCAAGCUCCAUUUCACUUGCGUCGAUUACGACGCGUGCAUCCUAGCGAGGAACGUUCUCCUCUUCGCCAUGCUCGUAGACGAAACUCCUCAUCAUAUCGUUUGGAACACGUUCUUUCAUGUCUACCUCGACAAGAAAUCACACGCCGCGCUGGUUACAACAUGCAAAAAGAUUCUCGCCCACUCAGGAGGCAUGCAAGACUGGGCCACCUCUCCGUAUGCUUCCUGCAUCCAAAUUGCUUCGGAACACACUCUCGCACAACUUCGUCGCCAGUGGUCCUCAUUUGCUACACUUCACGACGAGAAAGGGUCGCAAGCGUACCGGACCCUUGAGUUCGCGGUUAGUGACCGUCGCAAAGAAGUUUUAAAGGACUUCGGACAGUCGUUACACUGGUCCUCCACCCGAUCUAUUGGUGCGCUUCUCAUGAAAAACAUCCACGCUGUCGAACUCUACAGCAAGGUCUUCAAACUGUACUGGCAGACUGGUACUACGCUCACUAGAACUUCGGAUGUCAACGCGGCCACCAUUCUCAAUCCUACUUUCUGUUUCUCGCGCGCAGGCCGAGGAUUCGAUCUUCACUACGGCACCAAUCCCAUUACCCCAUUUCAUCUCGCCCCUCUCUUUGGCGAUGCAAGAAACAACCUCGCCGUGAAGGAUCUCAUCGACGCCGCGUCCUCCCAGUUCAGCCAGUGGUGCCAAGCGUACAGAGUCGCCGUCAGCGGUCCGUCGAAGGCUCGUCCGGUUGUCCGGAUGUGGGUGGGAGAUGCGCUCUCGGUUGCGCAGGAGCUGCUCUUUGCUGGCCACCACACGACAUCGAGUCAGGCGCCUACCCGAUUCGAUGUCAUCGACACGUCGAAUCUUUCCGAUCACGUUGGUCUGACGAACAUGCUGCUAUCCGCCGCCGCCCUCCGUACCCACUCUCCUUCCUGUGUUGUGUACACCGAGAGUCUCCUCACCUAUCAACAAGACUCGACGACGGAGUUCAAGGAGCAGAUAUUCGCGGAUCUCACGACAGUCGCUCUGCUGCUCGAUAUAGCACCUAUCGAGGCUAUCUCCGGCUUCACCACCAGGAGCAACACCCAUGAACUCAUGAUGCACGCUACCUUCGUCGACUCAGACUCCAAACAGUUCCAUCAGAAUGUGACCUGGAAGCGUCCCCGGCCGAGAGAUAUAUCCAUGGAGCGUAUCCUCCCGCCUGCUACCACCACUUUUACGCCCUUCGACCUCGUUUCACUGCUCCUAAACAUAUACUCUCGAUUAUAUGCUGGCGAAAACCCGUUGCAUCUGUUGUCCCAAAACUUGACCAGAGCGAAAGAGCAGAUGCGCCGAGACUCGUAUAUCGUUCCUUCUCGACAGUCCUUCGUGAUCCUCCUAUGCGCCGUCCAACGCCGACUCCGUCCAUCUCAAGAACACUGGGACGAAGUGAUGAAGUCGCUCACACAAGAAAGCUCCCGUCGCAACGAGAGGGCGUCUGUCACACUGGACGACUCUUCCCCCAUCGUCCGCAUUUACCUAAAGGUUCCACGUGCGCCCCUCGAGGCUCUCCACGGACCCGGCGUCCCGCUUACCCCCUACCUUCAUUGCUCGAUCCGCAUUGGGAUGUACGAGUGCAUCUUUCAGGCCGUGGCUGCCGUUUUCGGCGACAUGCAGUCUCAAGGAACAACAUCUAAUCCAGCUUUGAACGUCAACGAGGACUACCACGGGCUGAAGGGCAGCUCGCCCUUCAUCGUCUCGUUUACUGCAUCAACGCAUCUCAUCACGACCGCUGCACAACCAGAAGACGUCUUCGUCCGGCUUUCCGUACGCGCCACACCUGUCUCGACGAUGGUUUUCGCUAGGCGACUUGGCCUAGAGCUGAAGCUUUUCGAGGCCAGCUUCGAAGAUGCUCAGAUAACCGUCGAAAAUCCCCGAUCCAAGACGGCCUUCACAGGUGGUGCGGUUCCAGAGGUUGCGCAACACUCUGCCUGCCUGCUGCAGCUGAGCAUCGGAAACCAGACCCAAGCCGUUGCAUACCCGCUUCCUGUCCUCGGCGCGAUGCACAAACUUCGCCUCGCUCGAAAGUCCGGCUACGUUGAGAUCGUUGUCCCUGUAUCUGUGCCGUGCUCGACUCUUGAGGUGAUGAGAUUCAACCCGUCUCCGAUUGUGAAAUCAGACACAAACUCUUUCCACCCAUGGAACAUCCACCGAGUCACCCUUGAAAAGCUUCCUCUCUUAAAACUUCCAUCUAAAGGCCCGCCCCUCGACUGGUUCAACAACCAUGUAUGCAGCGCCUUCUCCCUCCGCGAACGCGCAAACCGAGACGCCAAAAACCACGCCGACGUCCUCAUGUGUGUCAAAGACACGAUCCACGCCCUCAUGGCGCGCUCUGUCGGCCUCUUCGGCGCUCCCUCCCGCGUCUUCUCCCUCCGCGACGAGCCCACGGGCGACUCCGACACCAUCCUCUUCAUCCACGGCAUCCGGUUAGACCUCUCCUCACACACGCUCGUCGCCGACGCCUCCGUCCUUCCACUCACGCCCACCGUCCUCGACAAGCUCGGGCCCGUGUUUCCCAAGCUCAUCCAGGGCAUCGAGCAAACACGCGUGUACGGCGCCGAGAUGCGCGCGUGGAAACAGCUUCUCCCCGCGCUCGCCGAACGCUGCCGCACCUGGACGCACCGCCCCGCCUGCGAAUACCGCGCCGCGGGCCGCAUCCCGCUCACCGUCGAGCUCAGUGAGGGCGACCCGCUCUGCGCGUGCGGGCGCGGGCACGACGCCGAGCCGAUGCGUGCGGUGCCGGCAUGGCGGCCGUUCGCGCCGUACGUGACGCGGAUCGCGCUCUCGCCGCUCUUCGCGGUCUCGUACUUGGAGCCCGUCAUCGACUUGGCGCCCGUGCGCGACCAGAUAGCGGCUGCGUCUAAGUCCACCGCCCCGCCUCCCGCUCCCCUCUGGACGGUCCUCCCCGGCCUCAACCACUCAGACUGGAGAACGAUGCGGGAACUGCGAGAAACGCGAGACGGGGAGCGCGCCGUUGCGGAAGUGCUCGCGGUGCAAGAACGUGGCGUACUGCUCCGAGACGUGUCAGAAGCAACACUGGAAGACUCACAAAUCGUCAUGCAAGGCGUCGUCUUGAUGGUCCCGAUACUGCUGGAAGAGUCUGCACUGGCACUCAGCCUGACCUGA
Epithele typhae is the source of this 4116-nucleotide messenger RNA. RefSeq lists its product as uncharacterized. The record is from RefSeq and is a predicted model, not a curated record. The coding region runs from base 1 to 4116 and encodes 1371 amino acids. Lineage: Eukaryota; Fungi; Basidiomycota; Agaricomycetes; Polyporales; Epitheliaceae. The transcript has 13 exons. Gene Ontology annotation, molecular function: lysozyme activity. Gene Ontology annotation, biological process: carbohydrate catabolic process; cell wall macromolecule catabolic process; peptidoglycan catabolic process.